GAUUUAAAUGGCCAGCUGGUGAAAAAAUAGUGUGGGGGCAAUUAGAAGCAAGACCGGAGCGCAGAGCAGGACUAAAACUGUCGGUGCAACUUCACGCACGGGGCGGAUCGUCACACGUUUUUUGGACUGAAUAGACUGCUUCCUUUUUUUAUUUCUUUUUGCAAUGAAAACGUUUUGUCAAAACUGGCUGCCACAUAAUGCUGAAAGGUCGUUUUAGGACUUUUGCUCUGACCUGAGUUCGCCUAUGUGGCCUUAUUUAUUGAUAAACUCAAUUCACUUGAUCAGGUUACACGCGGCAGCACAGCUACGUGACUGCACUCAUUCUCAGCAUUAAACCAACCCGGAGUGGAUGAGUAGGAAAUUCCCCAGUCAGCAUUUUCCCCCCUCUUUUUCUGAGUAGUGUGGCACUUUAGUUGGAUUGUUUCAUUGUCUGCACUGGGAAAGAUCAUCCCCUCUCCACUCGCAGACAUCGCGAAAUGAAACUCGGUCUCGUCAUCCAGACUGCGGUGACGCUUUAUCUGCUGCUCUCACCUGCACAGAGUCUUCCCCAGCCUAUCAUACAGAAUACUACUGAAGUGCUGAUGUUCCAAGAAGUGUGGGGUCGCAGCUUCUGCCGGACCAUUGAAAAGCUGGUGGAGGUGGUGCAAGAGUACCCUACAGAGGUGGAGCACAUCUACAGCCCCGCCUGUGUGCCGCUUGUGAGGUGUGCAGGUUGCUGCGGGGAUGAAAACCUGGAGUGCCAUCCCACCCUCACCACAAACGUCACUAUGCAGCUGUUGAAAAUCAGGCCGUCAGAGCCGGGUCAAGAAUAUGUUGAGAUGACGUUUGUGGAGCAUCAGACAUGUGAAUGUAGAGUCAAGAAACCUGUUGUGACAAUUGAAAGGAAAAGGCAAAGAGGACGAGGAAGGAAGAGAAAAGAGAGAAAAAAAACAAAAGACUGUGACAGGUGCCAGAACCCUCGCAGAUAACUGCAGUGGCCACCCAACCCCAUUUGCAGUGUGGCUCACUGUUUAUUUCUAACUCAGUGACAACAUCCAGAGUCUCCCUCGUUUAUCUAUCAAUACUGUCUGAACCCAGAGACUCUAACAGCUGGGUUGUUUUGCUGACAAGCCAUCCUGACAAUGGCAAGAGUUUUUUUAAUGACAAGCUUCAGUCGGAAGUGUCUUAUGAUUGGGGAAACACUGCUGUCACACAACGGACACAAUGGACAUCCCUGGGAGCCAGUGCAAUGUAGAACCAAACAGACAAUAUUUUAUUUUAAACUAGUUAUUACUGUUAUUGUAAUUUGGUCUUUUUUGGGGGGGUAUUUGAAGUUGGUAACAUUUGUUUAAAUUCUAUAUUUAUUGAUACAGCUGAAUAUAAUUUGACUAUCAACAAUCUUUGGUUCAAACAUUAUCCAUGACGCCUUGACUUGUCAUAGCAGCAUAUUAUGUUGGACUGUGAAGCUGCUUUGUACAGGAGAUAAUGAAAUGUCUCCCUCUAGUGUUAAUUGAAAACUGAAAGGUUAUUUCUUUCUGUCAAUUUUUCUAACAAAAUUGGAUUGGCUAGAUCUUACCUAUCAUGAAUGGAGAUAACUUUACUGCUGCCCCUAAAACUUAUCUUGAAUUGUAAGUGUUUUACAGUCAAUUCGGAAAAACAAUAUUUAUCAAAAUAAUCUCAAAUCUGAAACCUGCCCACAAAAGAUUGUGGAUUAAUGGUUGGCUUGCAUUUACGCGGACGGUUGGGGGGGGGCGCUGUUCAAUUAAAAUAUGUCAUUUAUUUUGGACUACUAUUAUGGCCGCAUCUGUGAACAAAAAUGUGGAAAGGCUAGAGCAUAUUAUAUAUAAACAGGAUGGGGGCCAAAAUCAAAAUAUUUUGAUGCUCUCCACAUUGGCUUUACAUAAAUUUGGCAUGGUGGUGCCCAAAAAGGCUUUGGUGCUGCACCCAGGCCAAAUACUUACUGCAGUAAGGAAGAGAUCAAUUGAAGUAUGUAAAACAAUGCCCUUUGUAUUUUUUGUUUAUGUACUUGCUACACAAAGAAAGUCUAUAUGAAAAUGUACAAAGUAACAUUUCUACUGUGUGAGUAUUUUUAUCUCAUUGAAAUAUUUAUUUUGUAAUUAAAUUGUUAUGAUUGUG
Messenger RNA from Eleginops maclovinus (Patagonian blennie), 2115 nucleotides. RefSeq names its product placental growth factor b (gene pgfb). Gene Ontology annotation, molecular function: growth factor activity; chemoattractant activity; vascular endothelial growth factor receptor binding. The transcript has 7 exons. The record is from RefSeq and is a predicted model, not a curated record. Lineage: Eukaryota; Metazoa; Chordata; Actinopteri; Perciformes; Eleginopidae. The coding region runs from base 477 to 968 and encodes 163 amino acids. Gene Ontology annotation, cellular component: membrane. Gene Ontology annotation, biological process: positive regulation of angiogenesis; vascular endothelial growth factor signaling pathway; vascular endothelial growth factor receptor signaling pathway.